Knipowitschia caucasica is the source of this 2028-nucleotide messenger RNA. NCBI's taxonomy places the organism in Eukaryota, Metazoa, Chordata, Actinopteri, Gobiiformes, Gobiidae. The record is from the annotation of a GenBank genome assembly.
AUGAAAGGGAUUCCUCCCAAGUACACGAUUGUGGACGUGGACAAACAGUCGAAUCCUUGGAUCUUCUACGUCCAGGUCACCGUGGCGGACGUGCCUGCGGUGGGACUCGGCUUGGACAAGAAAGACGCUAAAAGGAAUGCGGCUUCCAAAGUUCUCAACACGUUUGGGUACAACUUUGUAGUCAAGGAGCCAGAGCCGAGACCCAAAGAAGACAUCACAUCUCAGCAGAUAGAGACUGAUGUUCUUGAGGAGGUCCCCAAGGAUGACAAGCCACAACAGGACCAGGAAUGUUCUGUAGCUCAAGGCGACUCCAUCCAGUCAGUGGAGACCCAGUCCCCAACAGAGGACACAUCUGUGGACACAUCUGCUGCUGCCCAAGACGAAGCAGCAGAGGUUUUCCUGGAUGCUGUUGUGGAGGAGGUUCAGACACCUCCUGAGGAGAUUGUGUUUGUAGAGUCCCCUGAAGACACUGCUACUGAUGUUGUUGAUCAGGCAGAACUUCUGAGGGACCAGGAACAGUCACCAGUACUCACACAGACUGUAAGUGAGGAGGUAACGAUUUGUGAUGUUCCCCGUGAUGCCAGCACAACUCCAGAGAUGGAGACUGAUGUCCAUGACGAGGUUGACGAGUCACAACAGGACCAGGAAUGUGCUGUUGUUGAAGACAACUUCUUUCAGACGGAGGAGAUCCAGUCCCCAACAGACGACACAUCUGUUUUGUCUUCUGCUGCUGCUCAGGACGAAGCAGCAGAGGGUUUCUUAGAUAACAUCGAGGAGGAGGUUCAGACACCUCCCGAUGAGUUUGUUUAUCUAGAAACCUGUGAAGACACUUCCAAUGAUGCUGUUGAACUAGCAGCACUUCUGGACGCCAUUGAGGAGGAGGUUCAGACACCUCCUGAGGAUUUUGUGUUUGUAGAGACCCCUGAAGACACCGCUACUGAUGUUGUUGAUCAGGCAGAACUUCUGAGGGAUCAGGAACAGUCACCAGUACUCACACAGACUGUAAGUGAGGAGGUAAUGAUUUGUGAUGUUCCCCAAGAUGCCACACCAGAAAUGGACGGGUGGACACAAGCAAACACGACUCAAGGGACAAAGACUGAUGUCCACGAGAAGGUUGACGAGUCACAACAGGACCAAGAACAUUCUGUUGCUGAAGACGACUUCUUUCAGACGGAGAAGAUCCAGACCCCAACAGACGACACAACUGUUCUGUCUUCUGCUGCUGCUCAGGACGAAGCAGCAGAGGUUUUCUUAGAUGACAUUGAGGAGGAGGUUCAGACACCUCCCAAGGAGUUUGUUUAUCUAGAAACCUGCGAAGACACUUCUGCUGAUGGUGCUGACCAAGCAGCACUUCUGAGUGACCAGGAACAGUCACCAGAAGUCUCACAGACUGAAAACAAGGAGGAAACAGUUCACAAAGUCCUUGACCAGUCUGAUGACGACAACACCACAAACUUUGAAGAAACAGAUGUAAAUGGCCCAACAAGUCCUUUGGAAGACUUAACCUCUCUGAGGACUCAAGAGACAGUGGUCACUGACACGGUUAGUGCUACGUCACAACCUGAAAUUAUCACUGAGGAUAUCUCUGAGUCUUUAGAAAGCAGUUCAUCAACGGACACGUCGACUGAACCAAGUAGGAUUUCUCCAACUGUCCUCAAAGGCUCCUUCUUCAUCACCUGCGCACUGACCCAAAAACUGUUCAAACUGGCUGGAUCCAAAGACCACCGUAACGCCAGUCUAAUGGGUGCGCGCCUGCAUUACAGCAUCAAGCAGCAGCUGGAGUUGGAUGAAAUCUGCCAGAUAAAGCUGAAGAACUUAGAGAAAGUCGGUAAAGCCGCCGCCAAACGUCUCUCUGCAGAAUAUGGAUCGGCAGACGCAGUCCUGAGGGCGGCUCGAGAGGACGACACAGCUGCAUUUGAAGCGGCUGCAGCGAAACAUAUAAACGCUGAACUGAGAUCCUUCCAGAAGCGUCCCAAGUCUGCUCUGUCACGGCUCUUCUCCAGGUUGAGGAGGGCCUUUACCUUCUAA